Messenger RNA from Trichophyton benhamiae CBS 112371, 1116 nucleotides. RefSeq names its product ribokinase. The transcript has a single exon. The record is from RefSeq and is a predicted model, not a curated record. Gene Ontology annotation, molecular function: ribokinase activity. Bases 1 to 1116 code for a protein of 371 amino acids. Gene Ontology annotation, biological process: D-ribose metabolic process. NCBI's taxonomy places the organism in Eukaryota, Fungi, Ascomycota, Eurotiomycetes, Onygenales, Arthrodermataceae.
AUGGCUCCGUCGAUUCGAGUUAUCGGUUCGCUGAACGUGGACAUGGUCUCCGUGACCCCCCGGUUCCCCGGCCCCGGAGAGACACUGACGGCAACAUCCUUUACGACCAGCCCAGGAGGCAAAGGAGCCAACCAAGCCGUUGCCUGUGGUCGACUUUCUCGAUCCCGAACUUCCUCCUCCUCUUCUCCCUCGGAUGUGCUGGCCAACGUCGAGAUGGUCGGCGCAGUCGGCCGGUUAGACGCACACUUCGGCACAUUGCUACAACCUACACUCGCCAACUCCGGAGUUAGCACAGACCGAGUACGGAGGAUAGACGAUGAACACACAGGCGUAGCUGUGAUUAUUGUUGACACAUCUGCUGCUGGCGAGAAUAGAAUACUGUUUUCACCCAAUGCCAACUACUCUGGAAUGAAACCUACGGAUGAAGUGAUUUCGCAGUCACUGUCGACUCCUCUGCCAGACCUUAUUGUCCUGCAGGCGGAAAUCCCUAUUGAUACGGUUAUUGGUAUUCUGAGAGGAGUAGCUGCUAAGAAGAAACUUCAAGAAAGUGAUGUUGAAGUGGUAUUCAACCCUGCUCCCGCACCCGAAGGCGGGCUACCGGACGAUGUAUAUGCAGCCGUUGACCAUUUGAUCAUGAACGAGACGGAGUGUGAGUUGAUGGCACCCGAGGAAUUACGAGAUAGUAGCCUCUCUCAAGAAGAACAGAGGAACAAAAUUGCUGUUCACUUCCAUGCCCUUGGGGUGCGAUAUGUGAUUGUCACACUCGGAGCCAAGGGGGUAUGGUAUAGUGCCGCCGAGCCUGGUAAGGUUGCUCAGCAGGAUGCGGGCAGGUGGAUUAGGUCUGUCAACGAGGUUCCUGCCUCAAGGGUGGACAGGGUUGUUGAUACUACGGCUGCGGGUGAUACGUUCGUUGGCGGAUACUGUGUUCAGAUUGCACAGUGGAGGGAACAGAGGAGGGCGGCGGGAAAGGCUUGCUCGGCUCUUACAACAGAUGAAUGGAAGGAUAGGUAUGGAAUUGUGACAGAGGAAGCUGUUAGAUGUGGUACAAGGGCCUCUGCUCAAUGCGUCCAGCGAUCUGGGGCAAUGGAUAGCAUCCCAUUCAGGGAUGAGAUUUAG